Rosa chinensis is the source of this 1508-nucleotide messenger RNA. RefSeq lists its product as uncharacterized. Lineage: Eukaryota; Viridiplantae; Streptophyta; Magnoliopsida; Rosales; Rosaceae. The record is from RefSeq and is a predicted model, not a curated record. The coding region runs from base 180 to 1508 and encodes 442 amino acids. The transcript is spliced from 7 exons.
GUAUACUUCGACUGAGCCAAAGAAGACCUUAGUAUAGGUUGGUAUAGGUUGCAGUAAUAUUUCUUUUUUUGCUUUUUUUUUUUUUUGGCGUACAGAAACUUCGCAUUGAAAUUAGUGUUUAUAGUUUUAUAAUUAAUUGCAGCAUUUCAUUGCUGUUUUAUUUGGUUUCCACAGAUUUUAUGCGAAACAAUCUUGGCACCAUUUUGCUGCUGCUGUUCCUCUGUCUAUUUGUUACUGUUGGCUUCCUCUUUUAUUGUUAUUCAGAUUCUAGGAACAGUUUGCAGCCACAUUCUUUAGUUGUCUUGCAUUCAGCGAUGGCAUCAAGACCUAGAAAAGUCAAGGGAAGAAGUGAUGAAAUUAAGUCAAGAAGGUGGAAACAAGUAUCUCAGCCGAUAGUGGCAACAGAUAAUGAAGCUCUGGAGAUGACGAAUGAAGAUAUGAGCAUAUUGGAACAUCGAGAUAAACGGAUUAGAACCAAUCGACAAAUUCCUGCUGUUAUUGUGAAUCAACCUCUCUCUCUUGAUGAACAUUCAAGUAACAAUAAUACAGUUGUACCUGAACAUGUGGUGAAUAGUAAUUCCUUGCAAUUUGCAGAAAGUGCUGACAUCAUAGGUGAAUGUUCUCAGUCUUUUGGUCAAGCAUUAUAUCAAAGAACUAAACAAGGAUCAGUUGUUACAUAUGAAGAUUCAGGCGAUAAUGUUUACACAUGUAAGUAUUGUAAUGCAUGUUUUUGGGUUGAAGAAGCUAUCAAACAAAAAUCUAGAAAAGCAUUGCCCAUUUAUACAAAUUGUUGUCAAAAAGGAGAAAUCAAGCUUCCAGUACCUAAACCAACUCCUGAUUUGCUUAAAACAUUAUUGAAUCCAGAUAAUGGUCCAAAUAGCAAGCUUUUUAAAGAGAAUAUUAGAGUGUAUAAUUCAAUGUUCUCUUUUACAUCAAUAGGAGCAACAAUUGAUCAUAAAAUAAACACUGGAUCAGGUCCAUAUGUAUUCAAAAUUAGUGGUCAAGUUCAUCAUUUGAUGGGUUCUAUCUUACCUUCUGAUGGUGAAUCCCCUAAAUACGCACAAUUAUAUAUAUAUGAUACAAACAAUGAGAUUUCAAAUCGUAUUAACGCAAUUGAUCCUCUUCAUGUUAAUCAAAAUAUUAAACCAGAAAUUGUUGAAGGACUUACUAAGAUGUUUGAUGAAAUUAAUGAAUUAGUAAAACAAUUUCGAACAAUAAAAGUUAAAUUUGAAAAUCAUUCACUACCUUUAUUUAACAUGAGCGUACUUGAUUGUCUACCUACUGAUAACAAACAAUAUGAAAGACCAACAUCUGAAGAAAUUGGUGGUUUAAUCGUUGGUGAUAUUGGACAACAUGACUCAAAUAGAGAUAUAAUUAUUGAAUCAAAUGAUAGACACGUACAACGAAUCUCUAAAAUACACCCAAAGUAUAUGUCAUUACAAUAUCCAAUACUUUUUCCAUAUGGUGAAGAUGGGUACAAACCGAAUUUACCAAUGCAAAAAGCUUAG